CAACACACGACAUGCACGAGCGAUUCGUAUGCGCCUCUUCAGCCUGAGAUGUGAGAUGGUUCAAUUCCUCCAUUUCUCCUCGACGUUUGCGUCGGAAUCAUGCAUUUGUGCCUGUAACGACGAGUCCUUGAGCAGGUUACCGGUACUUUGCGCAAAUACUCUUUGAAUCAUGUUAACUUGACAACGUUACUCUACGUUCAGUACGACAUCGAAACUCCAAUCAAGAUAUCAGACUCAAUCUAGCCAUUCGAACUUUCCAUAUCGUGAGCCAGAUGAGUCUCAUGGAUGACCGGAGAGACCUAGUUGGAGGUCGUUACUAUGGGCCGCCACCUCCUGAGAUUGCUGUGGCACCACCAGCCAAACCCCGCCGGAAGAUACGACGACAAUCGCCUCAAGAAACCGUGCGCCAGUUUUGGGACAAACUCAACACCAAAUACCCCGGAAAGGUGUUCACAGUCCUUCCUGACAACCCGUACGCUCGCGAAAAAGCUGCCAAGCGGCCCCUCGGUGUUGUGUCGGGCCAACGGGCUGCAAAGUCAUACGAGGAGGCGCGUAGGGAGUGCGAGCAUGACGUCGACCGGAUCAUUCGAGAAUGUAGACGGCUGAACCAAAAGUAUCGUGAUCCGCAUUUCGACAUCGAAUGGGACUUGAAGUCUGGGCAGCGGAAUUGUCUCGAUGGUUUGAGCAAUCCUGGAGACUCGAUGAAACCAAAGGGCGUCAAAAGAGUCACUGACAUCUUCGACAAUCCACAGUUCUACAUCAAUGGUCCAACAGCAGGUGACGUGCGCCAGGGCCGAGAUGGAGAUUGUUACCUCAUGGCGGCACUCUGCGGCCUGGGUAACAUGGACGGUCUGAUUGACAAAGUCUGUGUGAAGCAUGAUAUGCAGGUUGGCGUGUAUGGAUUCGUUUUCUUCCGAGACGGCGAGUGGCAACACACCAUUGUCGAUGAUAAACUAUACCUCCGCGCACCAGACUACGACGAAGCUCACGAGGAACGGGAUGUUUGGGACGAUAUCAAUCGAGUCGACUCUGCGGAGGAGUACCGGAAAGCCCACCAGACGGGCUCGCGAGCAUUGUACUUCGCCCAAUGCAGUGACGAGAACGAGACGUGGCUUCCUCUGCUUGAAAAGGCAUACGCCAAGGCGCACGGUGACUUCGCAAGCAUUGACGGCGGGUUCACUGGAGAGGCCAUUGAGGACCUAACGGGGGGUGUGACGACGGAGGUCUACAGUACAGACAUCCUUGACCGUGAGGCUUUCUGGCGAGACGAGCUCAUGCAAGUCGGUAAACAGUUCCUGUUUGGCUGCGCUACAGGCUUUUACUCGAACUGGCUGGACACCAGUGUGGUGUCACGCGAACGCGAGGGGAUAUCAGAAGGACAUGCAUACUCUAUUAUGGAUGCACGGGAAGUGAAAGGAGAACGCCUGCUCAAGCUGCGCAACCCGUGGGGCAAGAAAGAAUGGACGGGUAAAUGGAGUGAUGGGUCUUCCGAAUGGGACGCAGAAUGGAUGGCGCUCCUUGACCACAAAUUUGGUAACGACGGAGUGUUUUGGAUCAGCUAUGAUGACCUGCUCAAGAAAUAUCAGCACUUCGACCGGACACGAAUAUUCGGCUCUGAGUGGAAUGUCACGCAGUGUUGGGCGAGUGUCAAUGUCAGUUGGAGCUCCGAGUACCACAGCACCAAGUUUAGUCUGACCCUCGAGGAGAAAGCGCCAGUUGUGAUUGUCCUCGGACAACUUGACGACACAUAUUUCGGCGGCCUCGAAGGCGGGUACGGGUUCGACCUGCAAUUUCGAUUAGAAGCAGAUGACAAGGAAGACGAAAAUGACUAUAUCGUGAGAAGCAACGGCAACUAUGCCAUGGCGAGGUCUGUCAGCACCGACAUCGAGUUGGAGAAGGGGACGUAUUCGGUCCUCAUGCGAAUCACUGCAACAAGAAACACAGACAAAGACCAUCUGGAGGAUGUCUUGCCUGUCUAUGCAGCAACGAGGAGGGAAAAAUUGAUCCAGAUGGGUCUGUCGUAUGAUUUGGCUCAUGCCAAGGGUGUUCAUGUUGAAACGGAGUUGGAAAAGGCGGAAAGAAAGAGGAGGGAGAAGGCACGGAGAGUAACGGACAGAGAGAAACUGAAGCAGAGGAUGAAGAAACUGGCAGAGAAAGACUGGAGAAGGCAGAAGGAGCGGCACAGGAGAGACAAGGAACUAGUAGAAAGAGACAGGCGAAGGAAAGCGAGAAGGCAAAAUGCCAACGGUACCAUGGAAGAGUCGGAAAGACCUACGAGCCGAAACAUCGCGGAUGCCCAGAGUGCUGAUCAGUCCAUCAUCAUCGACGAACAGAAGUCUGAACGUCCACAGAAAGAUAUCAGUGCGGCAGAUGCACGGGGCGAAUCUCAACACGUUGAGGUUAUUGGCAUUGGCGAAGGCACCAAUAUCGUAAGGAAAGCUGACAAAACAGAUGAGGUCCUCGAACCAGUCAGUGGGCUGGAGAUGAUCCAGGAAAAGCAGGAUCUCACGAACUCAUCGGUCAAGUCCAUUGUUGAGCCACUGGCAGAUGUUCUCAAACGUGCAGACGAGGAAGACCAAGCCAAUAAGCAAGGAUCUGCGCCCGCUGAAUCGGAUAGAGCGAAACCCCCUGAGCUUGAGAACAGUGGCGAGAGAUCAGUCUGCGCUUCGACCCAGACAGAUCGAGAGCAGACUGCUGCCGAAACUCCAAAGCCAACAACGACCACGAUACCAAUUGCAUCGGCAGCGCCCGAACGCUUGAGCCGCGGUACACGAUCCAUGGCACAUAGACCACGAACUCACAGUGCGCACCAGAUGCCAAAUUCAUAUCCGCGCCGCAGUGAUACAAUUGACACAACUGCUGCGAUGAUCGGUACUGGUAGUGGCGUCGGUGAAGAAAGCCCUCACAAUAGCACCAGGGAAACAUACAUCGUCAUCCGGGAUUUCAACCGCGAUAACAUCGACGAACUCUCCGAUGCAGACUCAUUCCCUCCAUUCGAUUGGAACACAGAUAUUGACAUGUCUCCCGACUCAUCCUCGUCGUCCGACGAGUCUUCUUCAUCAUCUCAUCAACGGGGCCGUUACAGAAGCGUGCGUCGUCGCCGUCGCCCAUCGCGCCCUGGUCCCAUGCCAGGAUCUCCACCGCCAGUCAUCGACGUGGUUGAAAAGUCCGACGACGGUGGCGAAGGUCCCGAGGAACAAUGGAAUGCUGUCUGCGUAGUCGGCUUGCGCGUGUACUCGACACUCGGUGGGGACGGGGUCAGAUUAAAAGUUGUGAACCCACGAGAAAAGGAAUACGAGACUGAGGCAAAUAUAAAGAAUGGUAUCAACGCCAAUGACUGUGGAGUGGGUGGGGACGGUACUGCCGACGACACCACGACAGCUGAAGUGAAAUUAGACCCGGACGAUAUCUCGAAAGGUGCUGUUGUGGUGGAUCCAGAGAGCAGACCUUUAGAAUCCGACAGGCAACACCAGGCCAGUGCAGAAAUUGACAAACGCGACGAGAUGAAGUUGGGACUCAUGGAGAGACACAAAAGACGAGGAAGAUGCUAAUAAGCUUUCGACGUUUUGUUGACUUCGCCACGCUUUCAGC
Exophiala oligosperma is the source of this 3591-nucleotide messenger RNA. RefSeq lists its product as uncharacterized. Bases 273 to 3551 code for a protein of 1092 amino acids. Gene Ontology annotation, molecular function: calcium-dependent cysteine-type endopeptidase activity. Gene Ontology annotation, cellular component: cytoplasm. The transcript is spliced from 3 exons. The record is from RefSeq and is a predicted model, not a curated record. NCBI's taxonomy places the organism in Eukaryota, Fungi, Ascomycota, Eurotiomycetes, Chaetothyriales, Herpotrichiellaceae. Gene Ontology annotation, biological process: proteolysis.